AUGGCCAGCAAGCGCAAGCCCAGCAUAACGCCUGGUAACAAUGCACCGAAGCCACCGAAUGCCAUGAGCGCAUUGCAGACUGUCAUCCGCAGCAAUGGGAGCCUUGACCGUCUAAAAGAGGUGAUUGAUGCCUCGAGCUUUGAUCUACCACGCGAUGAUAUUCUUGCAAUUGCGCUGUCCAUGUGCUGUCACAAAGGCAGGCUCGAUCUUGUUAAAUACCUGCUGGACGCUGGAGCGAACCCGAAUGCCGCCGUCAAAGGCCGACCUUUACUACCUCUAUUGCAGGCUGUAGAAACAGAUCGAGGACCUCAGAAGCAGCAACAGACCAAACUAGAUGCCCCAAGACUGACCAAGCACAAUGUGCGUAAUCCGGACAAGUUCGAAGAGGAGCGCGCAAGGCAAGGAAUUGCCAGGAUGGAAAAGCUGCGAUUGGAGAACGACCGUCUACAAAAAGAAGAUACUGAUCGCCACCGCAUCCUGGAGCUGUUGCUGGUUCAUAAUGCGGACCCGAAUUCUCCAGAUGACAAAAAGCGGACGCCACUCAUGCUUGCCAAGAGUAUCACAGUCAUGCAGAUGCUGCUCGACCAUGGUGCGGAUCCGUCGCCGAAGGAUCACGAAGGCAGGACGGCUCUGAUGUACGCUCGCCAGGCCGAGUGUGCAGAGAAGCUGCUUGACCACGGCGCCGAUAUUGAUGCCCGGGAUGAUUACCAAAGGACGGCUCUGAUACUGUCCAUCGUUGAGGACGAGGAUCCAGCAGUCGCCUUACUAUUGAUCAAGCGCCAUGGGCUCGGAAAUUCUCUUCGAAAUGCUGGCAUAGAAGCUGCGGACGAGAUGGGCCGGACAGUGCUUGUAACAGCAGUCUGGAAGAAUCGGCUUGCAGUGGUGACGAAGCUCAUAGAACAGGGAGCCAAUGUCAGUAAGAAAGACAAUCGGGGUCGAAACGUCCUGCAUCAUUUCACCGGUGACAGUGAUCGCAGGCUUGAAGAUGAGGAUGGUCCAGGUCCGAUGAUAUUUCGCCUUCUGCUUGCCAAAGUUGAACCAGGAGAUCUCAAGACCUGGGACUCGCGUAAAAGGACGCCGCUACAUUGGGCGGCCUCGAUAGGCCAUCUUUUUGCCGUGAGAACACUUUUAGGUCACACCGGCGUUGACGUAGAUGCGCGAGAGCACAAGUCCAAGACUGCGCUUCACUUGGCUGUCAGAUUGGCGCCUUCGUUGGACGGAACCGACACUGACCAGCCCAAAAGUGACGCAGGAUCAGUUCAUGUCCCACCUCCAGGUGGUUUCGUCACAUCCCGUGAUAAAGCUAGAUUCGAACAACAACAGAAGAUGCGGGAGAAGCAGAGGUUGGAAGAGCAGCAGAAACGAGCGGAGCUGCUACGAAGACUUAAAGAGGUCGUGUCCUUACUUCUUGAGCACAAGGCUGAUGUGGAUGCAGAGGCGGAAGGAGGCUGGACGCCUCUCCAUGUUGCGUGUCGAGAGCAAUAUGCUGUUGAGGUGAUCGAGCUGCUCCUUGCCAAGACAAGGAGUGUUGACCAGCGGACACAUACUGGCAGAACUGCUUUCCACAUUGCCUGUGAUGCCGGCAAUGUCAAGGUCGUGGAGCACUUAUUAUCGAAUACGAACGUGAAGGUGUUGACGAGAGAUAACUCGGGUAACACACCAUUACUGUCCGCGGCAUCGUGCGGUCAUAUUCGAACAUCUCCCUUGGCAUCUUGUGGCCACAAAGAGAUCAUACAACUUCUGGCGCCCUGGUCGCGCAGACAAGCUAGCGCUCUCUCACAAGAAGCUAAAGCAGCAGCCGAACAGUUCCAAGCUACUGUAGUGGACUUUGGUGAAUACAAAAGAGGCAACGAGGUGAAGAAGGUCAAGGUCUUCGACCUUCUCUACAAAGCUCCGGGCACGAGCCCAGCGGAGAAGAUGUCGACAAGCACGCUCUGCUCCGGCUCAACCCGAUUCCGCUGGAUACAUCUACCGUCGAACAAUGUCACCUGGUGUCAAGAUCUACUGACUAAACGAUUUAUCGAAGAAGGCGCGGAAGAUGGUCCAGGUUUCAAAGCUCUACAGCGCUCCUUCCUGCACCAACAUGGCGGAACAAAGCUUCAUUCGAAUUACAUGCGAGCACAGUGCGUCACUGUUGCUCGCUCGAAGCCCAACGAAACCAUGCCUCCAGCUCCGCCUCUAUCAACGCCAGCACCAAGGCUAUCAGUCAGCUUUGCUGCUCAAUCCGAGACGUCUUCUCAAAUGUCGGAGGACGACCGGGCGCCACCCGACACAACCGUCCACAGCUCUUCUCUGCGAGCCGACGAGCCCGCACAACCCUCCGGACCUUCCAUGCGAAGGUUAGACACCGAGCUAUCUGCAUCUCUCGGCGCUGCGCGAGAUGGUUCUGUCCAAGGCGGCCAUCUGCAGAACAACGGAGGUCUCCAGCCUAAUGCACACGAGCCACAAAAUGCCAGACUACUUCGACGAUCCUCCACAAUCAACUCACAAGCCGCUUUAGAUUCACGGCCGCCAUCGCGGAAGGUGGUGAUCAGUAAUAUCAACUCUUCUGCGGACCACAGCGUCUACAUGUUCGCGCCAUACCUACACUUCGAGACCGAUCUAGAACGUCAGGAGAUGCAAGCAGUCGCUUUCUCAGCCACUGCUGGAGGGGAGAGGGGAGAGAAGCAGGUCAACUUUUCACCACGGAAUCCGGUACACCAGAUGAGUGCCGAUGAGCUACUCAUCCGAGCUCAUCUCAAGCCACCGAUAUCUGAGCUACACAUGCGUCGAACACUCGACCAGUCCUUUUAUCGCACAAUCGAUACCGAGUAUCGCGACAACACGCAGGUGGUAUAUCGAUAUGCUAAGCGCUACGGUAUACCUCCCGAUCAACUCAAAGUCCUGAUGGUCGAUCAAUUGUGGAUGUGGGUGGUUGGGAAAGAUCUGCUAGUCACCAGUUUUCCGCAACGAUGGCGACAGCCGCGAGAAGAUCCACUGAACGUGCUGGAAAGCACGAUCGAAGAGAUCAACUCCAAUACUGGGGAUGCCGUGGAUAGCAUUUACGACCUUGCUGUGCUGAUUGGUGGUCGAUGCUUCGGUACCUUUGAUCGUUCAAGCAUUACACGAGAUGGCUCUAGAUUUCUGGACAUGUUCGAGAGCGAGAUUGGACGAGCUAUGGAGUCCGAGACAAAUCUGUUCAAGGCCUUUACAGAUGCCUCACAGCAAGUGUCGCUCGAUCUACGGCGGCGGCAGCAGUCUUUACAGCGUGCUGAGCAGCUCGAACACGCUCCAAGUGGCAAAGAACAAGUGGAGGAGAUCUGGAAGGCUUCGGACGAAGUACGAUCAUAUUCGAAUAGGAAGGAGCGCGCCUUUGAUACACUGCUUGAUAUUGGCCAGGAGACGGCACUUCUUUCCGAGGUAAAGGAUAUCCGGGAUGAGCUUGAUAUGUUGAAGAUGGUGUUUGAGCAACAGCAUCAAGUACUGAACCAAGCAUAUUCAGCCAUGGAAAUUAUUCUCGGGUCCGAAGAUGAGUUGGAAGGUAAUCCUGAAAUCGCCUUGAAGAAACGAAAGAUCUCGAAACGCUUGGAGCAGAAUCGUCGGGCUGUCGAUCAUUCGAUACGAGAAGUCGAGCGCAUGGACAAGCAAGCCGAUCGGAUCUAUAAGUCUAUGCGUGACCUGCUGGAUCUGAAGCAGAAAUAUGCUAAUGCUAUCGAGGCGCGGUACUCCCGAGUGCAAGCAGAGUUCAGCUACAAGCAAAGCUCAGAGAUGGCUUCGCAAGGACGUGAGGGUGCUAGGCAGGGUCAGACGCUGAUGGUGUUCACGAUUGCCACGGUCGUCUUCCUGCCGCUGUCAUUCAUCGCAUCCUUUUUCAACUUGCAGAUUAUUGAGCUGCCGCAUCCUGGAGGCGCCCAGGAGUUGUCUUUGGCGUUUGCUUCCAAGUACAUCUUUGGGAUUGGUCUCUCGUUCGCUUUCGCCUGCGUCUUCGUCGCCAUGUGCUGGGAUCGACUCGAGGUUUUUGGGAAGUGGCUAUGGGUGCUGACCUUUCCGCAAGGCGCCGCUGCUCACUGGGCGAACAAGGAGCUGCAGCAGUUGCAUGAGCUACAUCAUCUUGAUCAUUCUCUGGUGGAGAGUAAGGCAGCGAUCGAUGGCUCGAUGCACUUGUCUCGUAGUCGGAGCCAUCAGCGUUUGAGUCAGAGCAGGAUCAGGCAGCCGACGUUGGAUGAGAGCUUUGUUGGGUGGCAGGUCUGA
Recurvomyces mirabilis is the source of this 4230-nucleotide messenger RNA. RefSeq lists its product as uncharacterized. Gene Ontology annotation, molecular function: metal ion transmembrane transporter activity; protein binding. NCBI's taxonomy places the organism in Eukaryota, Fungi, Ascomycota, Dothideomycetes, Mycosphaerellales, Teratosphaeriaceae. Gene Ontology annotation, biological process: metal ion transport; transmembrane transport. The record is from RefSeq and is a predicted model, not a curated record. The coding region runs from base 1 to 4230 and encodes 1409 amino acids. The transcript is spliced from 3 exons. Gene Ontology annotation, cellular component: membrane.